ACAAAACAAACGGCCCAAGACACCAGCAUCGAUCGAGGGGUCUCAAAAAAAAAAAGACACCAGCAUCGGAUUAAAUCUAUCGCUUCAUCGAGCAGCAGAGCAGCGGCAACAGCUCAUCCAUGGCCAUGGAGAGGUUCUUGACGGCACUUGUCUUCUGCGAGGCGCCGCUGGACGGAUACGGCACAUCGGUGACGGCCACACGUACGAUCACCAAGCUUGUCUCCGGCGGCAGCGCGGCUAAGCCGGCGACGGCUAACAAGGCGGACGCUGAGAAGGAGCAGGGAUUUUUCUCCGGCAAGCCGACGGCGCCGCAGCGGCGUGCUGUGUUCGAUCUGGCGUUCGACGGCAUUAACUGCUUCGACACCGUCGUCAUGCACUGAGCUCGCUCUUUCUUGAUUAUGAGCUGUAUAGGGGACUUUUAUCAACUAGCUAGAGAUUCGUGUGAUGAUUUUGUUCAUUCGAUUGUUCUAUUUAACUAGUUCAGAUGAUUUAAUAGAAAUGAAAGGAAUUUUUAGUGGAUGAACAUCUAUUUAUCAAUUUAUAGUUUCCUACUCGUACUGAAAUUCUGUCUGUCCGCAACGCAAUUAAAAAGACGGGGUUCGUAACAA
This is a messenger RNA of Lolium perenne, 608 nucleotides long. RefSeq lists its product as uncharacterized. The record is from RefSeq and is a predicted model, not a curated record. NCBI's taxonomy places the organism in Eukaryota, Viridiplantae, Streptophyta, Magnoliopsida, Poales, Poaceae.